AUGACAGCAGCAGACUUGUCGCUGCUGCUGCAGGCAGCAGGCCUGGCCCCGCAAGCAGCAGCAGCAGCAGACACAGCCUCUCUGGGGCGCUCCCUACGGGACUUCCUAGACUUAGAAUUGGAGGCCCUAGAGGGUUCGGGGGCCCCCGGGGGCCCCGGGGGGCCCCUCGGGGGGCCCUCCGGCUACCUGGGGGCCCCAUUUUCUUAUAAUUGGCACAAAGAAAGGCUCAUUGCGAAGUUGAAGCAGCUCAAGCAGCAAGCAGAAGCCAUUUCCGUAUUCCCAGGGGGGCCCCCCAGCGAGGGGUCCCCCCGGGGGGGGCCCCCCAGCAGGGGGGCCCCCCACAGGGGGGCCCCCCGGAGGGUCUGGGCCUCCUCGGGGGGCCCCAGGGGCCCCACUUUUCCCCCUUUUUUGGACCAUUCGAGGCCCCCUUCCCGGCGCUUCUCUUGGGAUGGAGAACAGUACUCUUUGACUGAACUUGCUGAGGCAGAGGGGGCCGCCUGGGGGCCCCCCGUUGGGGGGGCCCCCCACGGAGGGGGGGCCCCCCUGGGCCAGGGGGGCCCCUCAGAGGAGGAGUGGGUGAAGCUGCAAGACCAAUUAGGAAGAGAAAUAAUUUAUUUUCCACAAGUGCUGACGGAUGACGAGGUCGAGGCAGCAAAGACGAGGCUGCUGCCCCUCGCAGCUGCCACUCCUGCUGCUACUGCUGCUGCUGCUGCUGCUGCUGCUGCGCCGGUGUUCACGGGUGCUGCUGCUGCAGCAGCCGAGCCCCCUGUGAUUAAGAGGCAGCUUUACAGCAUUUCGCAGUUGCUGGCUGACCUGAAGACGACCUAUUGCCUACUGCAGCAGGAAGCAGCACCUGCUGCUGCUGCUGCUGCUGCUGCUGAUUUCGGUGCUGCAGCUCCUGACGGUGGCAUUGCUGCGGCCCUUCGCGGCGUUGCUGCUCCCGCAGCAGCAGGAGCACAAGCAGCAGCAGCAAAAUCAGCAGCAACAGCAGCAGCAGCAGCAACAACAACAGCAGCAACAGCAGCAGCAACAGCAGCAGCAGCAGCAGCAGAUGCUUCGCCUCUCACUCUUUUCAGCCUUCUUGAGGGCAAGAAGCCCCCAGGGCUGCUGGGGGCUGCUUAUUACUGCCGCAGCAGUUUAUCAUCUUUUGCAUUGGAGACAAAAGAAAGAAAAGAAAUAAAUGAAAUAAAAGAAAUAAAUGAAAUAAAUAAAUUAAAUGAAUUAAAUGAAUUAAAUGAAUUAAAAGAGAAAAACAGAAUUGUUAUUCUGCUCGCCGGAGAGCUCAAACCCAGGGAUGCCCGUGUGCGGCACAUCGCCGACCGCAUUGCCCUCAGCUGCGGCGCUGCUGUGUUGGUGCCAGAGCUGCCAGCAGCAGCAGCAGCAGCAGCAGCAGGGGGAGAAGCAGCGGGAGCAGCAGGCUCUGGCGCGAGCGCUGCUGCGAGGACUCCCGCAGCAGCAACAGCACCAGCAGCAGCAGCCGCAGCAGCAGCAGCAGCUGCUGCUGCUGCUGGCCAGCAGCUGGGCAUUCACGGGCUUGUGGCCCGGGCGCUGCUGUGGCUGCGGCUGCAGGAAGCAGCAGCAGCAUUUGCUGUCGUUGGGGUGGGCGGAGGAGCAGCAGCAGCUCUUGAAUUUGCUGCUGCAGUAGCCCCGGGUGCCCGUGCUGCAGUAUCAUUGGUCCCUGCUGCUGCUGACGCCGCUGCUGCUGCUGCUGCUGGAGCUGCUGCGCGCCCAGACACCCCAGCAGCAGCAGCAGCAGCAGCAGCAGCAGCGGUUGCGCCUUCUGCGGGUGCAGCUGCGGGGGCUGAGGCGCCCGGUGGGCCUGCUGCUGCUGCUGCAGCGGGAGAAGAAUCUCCUGCUGCUGCUGCUGCAGCGGGAGAAGAAUCUCCUGCUGCUGCUGCUGCUGCAGCGGGAGAAGAAUCUCCUGCUGCUGCUGCUGCUGCAUUCGAGCAGCUGCUGCGGCUGCAGCUGAGGGCCAAAGACCACUGGGUAGAUACAGCUGAGCCCCCGAGGGCCGCAGAAGGGGCCGCUGCAGAGUUGCUGACAGAAGAGCAGCUGCUGAUGGCCACUUCUUGGCUGGACUUGUGGCUGGGCCGCGAAGUGCCGGAGAGCGUUUCUGCGGCGGAGGACGUGAAGGGAUUUAGUCUUCGUUUUCGGGAUUUUAAGAAAUAA
Eimeria tenella is the source of this 2169-nucleotide messenger RNA. RefSeq lists its product as uncharacterized. The coding region runs from base 1 to 2169 and encodes 722 amino acids. NCBI's taxonomy places the organism in Eukaryota, Apicomplexa, Conoidasida, Eucoccidiorida, Eimeriidae. The record is from RefSeq and is a predicted model, not a curated record. The transcript is spliced from 4 exons.